This is a messenger RNA of Uncinocarpus reesii 1704, 690 nucleotides long. RefSeq lists its product as uncharacterized. Gene Ontology annotation, biological process: vacuolar proton-transporting V-type ATPase complex assembly. The record is from RefSeq and is a predicted model, not a curated record. Gene Ontology annotation, cellular component: endomembrane system. Lineage: Eukaryota; Fungi; Ascomycota; Eurotiomycetes; Onygenales; Onygenaceae. The coding region runs from base 1 to 690 and encodes 229 amino acids. The transcript is spliced from 2 exons.
AUGAGAGGAUUCCAGUCGGGCUCAAUGACUUCCUCGCCCCUAUGUCAUGAUGAAUCUGCAACAAGGGAUUUUCUGAUGGGCUUGGAUUGGACCCUUCUUGGCAUGUUUGCACUCCGGCAAGGGCAUCAACGACAGGCAACUCAGAAUCCAGCAUGGAACAGCAAUGAAUUCACCUUUUUUCAUUGCUUCUCUCCAUGCUUCAGAAUGGUUCUCUUGGUUGUUACUCCUCUGAUCCUUGCAGCUCUUGAAUCCAUUCCCCAGCAUGUGCGCGAUGAACUCUCGCUCCCAGCUCCCAAGCUUGAUGAAGCUAUCUCCCACUGCCAGCUGAUUGCUCUCUCGCGAAAGCUCUCUUCUGUGUCUUACAAACACCGCACAAGCAUAAGUGAAGCUGGGAAGUUUGAACAUGGGCAUGUGCGCGACUUCUCCCUCAACGCUCUUCUCCGCGGGACGAAGCUGUAUCUCCCCCCUCAGCCACCCACGCCCGCACCGAGUCCCGAGUACCUUGCCUUAAAAGCUCGUCUCGAAGCCGAAGCUCAGGCCAAAGAAUACCAGUCAUACCUUCAUCGCCCAUCCGUUUCGCAAUCGACACGUCAACCAUUACCAAUUUUUGCUUCCUCAGUUAUAAAUACCCCAUCAUCCCACGCCGAAGACACUUUUGACGACCCCUCUUACCCCCUCGUUCGGUCUUGA